UGCUACCUUAAAAAGUUGGUCAGCAAAACUCAGUUAUUAUUUACGAGAAAUUUACCAUUUGAGGGGACAAGACACGUUUUAUAACCCUACUUUUUUAUCCUGACUCCCUCAUCCAGGAGCCUGACCCAGUGGCCAUGUCGUCUUACGGGUUGUACCACCCACAUCAGACGUUGACAACGUUAGGAGGACCCCGAGAUUUUUCUGGAGGUGAACAUGAACAAUAUUUGUGGAAUAAGGGAAAUUUCUUUGAUGAUGGUUUGCUUACACGAGCUGAAGUUUUGGCAGCAGUUGAUAUUUCUAAACAGUCUUCACAACAGUUGAUGAAGCAUGAUAUGUAUGGGCAUACGGCCGACCUUGGCGGUCAUAAUGUCACUCCUUCAAGGUCGCAAUAUCAUUCUGGAUUUGGACAUUCAGACUCUAUGUUAGAACAGCUAACAUCAAGUUCCGGUAUGUCUUUAGGAAUGAUGGACCACCAUAAUAAUGUAUCACACGGACUAUCACAUAAUCACCAUCAAAUGUAUCCACCGGUUUAUUCGCAUCCUAAUUCUAUGAAUGGGCAUAAUGGCUUCCCUACUCACCAUCCAGUACAUCACCCUAUGCACGACUCAGAUUGUGACCCUCGAGAACUGGAAUCGUUCGCAGAAAGAUUCAAACAAAGAAGAAUCAAACUAGGAGUAACACAGGCCGAUGUAGGUGGUGCAUUAGCAAACCUAAAAUUACCUGGUGUUGGUUCAUUGAGCCAGAGCACGAUAUGUAGAUUUGAAUCACUGACACUUAGCCACAAUAACAUGAUAGCACUUAAACCAAUACUACAAGCCUGGUUAGAAGGAGCCGAAAAACAAGCAAGAGAGAGACUAGAGGCUGAAAACGGAAGUUUAGCUAACGACAAGAAACGUAAACGGACUUCUAUUGCUGCCCCGGAAAAGCGAUCUUUAGAGGCUUAUUUUGCCGUACAACCAAGACCUUCAGGUGAAAAAAUUGCACAAAUAGCAGAAAAGUUGGACCUCAAGAAAAAUGUUGUUCGUGUUUGGUUUUGUAAUCAAAGACAGAAGCAAAAAAGAAUGAAAUUUUCUGCAGUUACCGGUUAAAGACAGCAUCCCAAAGCUAAAGCACAAAAAGUGUCUCGUAUAUAUAGCUAAUGCGUAUGUUCGUGGUAUAAAUACUGUGCAAUUAUGCAUUGUGACGUGCUCUGCACAAACAAUGACGUCAUAUGCAAAUUAUAAUUAUACCGAACAAACGUUUUGAUUUACUAUAUUAUACUUUUAUACAAGGUGAAAAUUUCUACAAAUUUGCUUGGACAGCAAAUAUAUAUACAUAUAUAGUGUGAACAUAAUUUUUACCAUUUCAUUGUACAUAAACAUAAUUUAAGUUAUUUAUUUAUUAACAUUAUUUUUGUUUUGUUAACUUUUAAACGUAGAUGCUAAACAGUUUUGAUGACGUUGUGAUGUUUAAUAAUACAUCUCAUAACAUGAACAUGUAAGAAAAACUCCAUGAAAAAACAAAUUCAUACGUCAUUUUUCAAUAUAAAAUCUAGUCAUUUAGAGUAUUCACAGAGUAUUCAAUUCACAAUGAGCUUUAAUCAAAAGACAGCGGCGAAAUAUAACAACUAUGUAUAAUGUAAAUGCAUUAAGAUAUCAAAAAUACUUUCAAGUUUAAAAACUAUAAUUGCAGACAUAUUGUAUUUCUUGGUAUUUUUUUGUCUGAUUGUUUUUUGAGCAGAUACAUUUGUCACCAAUGUGAUACAAUAUAAUCCCGUUUCUGUGUCAUUAUUAGAUUACUAACAGACGCUAGUCUCUUAUUCUUAGCUAUCUAAUUAAUUUAAAAACAUGCGAUAUUUAUGUUAUUGGACCUGACGCCUGUAGCAAGUUGACAUUUUCAUGAUAUUUCAUUCACUGCUAUGUGUUUGGGGUCUUUUGAGACCAAUUCAGAUCUCAUAUUAUUGUUUCAAACUCGAAUGGAUUACAAUGCAAGUAAAAUGCAGUAUUUUUAUUUCAUCAAAAGCUGAAGAAGUUUUUUUUCCAAAUGUAUGCCAGAAAACGUCUACUCGUGAAUAUAUGUAUAUGCUAACGGAUUAACUCAAAUAAAAAAAUGGAGAGUAUGAAAAUAUACGUUUAAGGGACAUAUGUUCUUUUAAAUAAUUCGUCGUAUACUUGAAAAAAACUAUUUAGGCUUCAGAUAAAUAUUUUAAAAAGUUUUUGUUAGUUUUGCAAAUAUAUCUAAGGAAUAUAAAUUUGGAUGAAAAUUUAAAAAAAAAGAACAAACUUUUCUUGAUAUUCUUAUUUCAAGUGGUGUAUUCAUAGGACAAUUUUCAUUUGAAAGAUCGUUCUUUGGAAAGUUUUCUUUUUCAAACUGAUGAGUUUGACCGUUAAUAGCGUUUGUUACAAUGUUUCCAAGAUCUGAUUGUUUGAUUGAUAAUCUUUGUAGGAACAAGAUAUAAUUAUCUAAUGACAAUGCGAUCAUAAUGUAAUUGAGAUCGUAAACACAGUAAAUUCAUCACUUUUACUCCGACAAUUCAAUUGUUGACCGCCAUUGAUUUUCCGGAAGUGUGUCCGGAAGCGAUUUCUGUCAUUAUGUUCACCUGCAAUGCAUUAGAACAAUUUGUUACAAAGAGCCAUUGAGCUUUUGUGGUUGUAUUGAUCAUCUAAUGUUUAAUUUUUAUGUCUCAAUUUUUUACGUUUACAAACUAUAAAAUCAAUGGAGUUUUCAUUGUUACUGAAAAAUAAAGUAUUUAAAUGU
This is a messenger RNA of Mytilus californianus (California mussel), 2736 nucleotides long. Its product is annotated as inhibitory POU protein-like. NCBI's taxonomy places the organism in Eukaryota, Metazoa, Mollusca, Bivalvia, Mytilida, Mytilidae. The transcript is spliced from 3 exons. Gene Ontology annotation, biological process: regulation of transcription by RNA polymerase II. Gene Ontology annotation, molecular function: DNA-binding transcription factor activity, RNA polymerase II-specific; RNA polymerase II cis-regulatory region sequence-specific DNA binding. The record is from RefSeq and is a predicted model, not a curated record. Bases 135 to 1088 code for a protein of 317 amino acids.